AUGUCCCUUCCCUCGGCCUCCAUAAGUCCCAGUCUUCAGACAGCUCAGGUACAAACCUAUCUUCCCUCUCUAGAAAAUGCUCAAGACUACCAAUGGAUUGGCCUGAAUGACAGGACCAUCGAAGGUGACUUCCGCUGGUCAGAUGGACACACCCUGCAAUUUGAGAAGUGGCGUCCAAACCAGCCUGACAACUUCUUUGCCACCGGAGAAGACUGUGUGGUGAUGAUCUGGCACGAGAAGGGCGAGUGGAAUGACGUCCCCUGCAAUUACCAACUGCCCUUCACGUGUAAAAAGGGCACUGUGGCCUGCGGAGACCCUCCUGAGGUGGAGCAUGCCAGGACCCUCGGACAGAAAAAGGACCGAUAUGAGAUCGGUUCCCUGGUGAGAUACCAGUGCACUGAGGGCUUCGUCCAACGCCACGUGCCCACUAUCCGGUGCCAGCCCAAUGGGCAAUGGGAGGAGCCUCGGAUCACCUGCACAGACUCCACUACCUACAAGCGCAGGUUACAGAAGCGGAGUUCACAGCCGACGUGGAGGAGCCGCCCCAGCAUGGUCCACUGAGUGUAGCGUUCAGGAUGCUGAGCCCAGGAGCCAGCCAGGCUGACCACACAUCCCGCCCAGAUGAUGUCCUCUUCUUGUCACUUUUUGUCAUACAAGAAAUCCCAUUAAAGAAGAGAAAAAAAAAUCCCACAUUUUGUGUACCCAGCCCCUAACCCCCAUAUCACUCAAACUGCAUUUGUCCCCUGAAUGCCAAAGCAAAUUUCCUGUAACCCGUGGA
Molecule: messenger RNA, 778 nt
Organism: Jaculus jaculus (lesser Egyptian jerboa)
Lineage: Eukaryota; Metazoa; Chordata; Mammalia; Rodentia; Dipodidae
Product: aggrecan core protein-like
Exons: 4
Coding region: 1-561 (186 amino acids)
Molecular function (GO): signaling receptor activity
Source: RefSeq, a predicted model, not a curated record